GAACAACUCUCCCAGACUUUCAAAUGAAGGAGCAUUUCAACAUGGACUUAUAACUGUACUCAUCCUGAAGGAAGUCCAGGUGAAUGGAUGGAUCUUAAGACAGGGAUUCAUGCAGUAUGGAGAUGUUCGCCCCACGGUACUUUGUUUGGAUACUUCUGGAAGGAACCUUUGGUUUGUUUGUUCUUGGGCAACAUCAGGAUAAAGUCUCCUUCAGCAAGAGAGCACCAUCUGAAGACCCUUCUUCACAGAAAGACUCGGCGCUCCAAACUGGACAUUUGAACACCAAACUCCCCCUCACCGGCCCCCAUGCUAAGCAGGGACUUCUGGAAAUACUCGGAGGAAACUCCCAGUCACACUCCAACCCAUCCUUAAAGAUAAAGCUCCGUCCCAUCAUGAAAGUCCAUGGGGCCUCCAAGUUCUCCAGGACGUUCAGCUGGGGGGACUUCUACUCAAACAUUAAAACGGUCAAACUGAAUCUGCUGAUAAUGGGAAAGAUUGUGGAUCACGGGAACGGCUCUCUGGGAGUCUACUUCCGCCACAACUCCACAGGGGUGGGCAACGUGUCCGUCAGCCUCGUGCCCCCAAUGAAGGAGGUAGAGUUUGAUCUGGAGCGCCAGAGUGUGGUCAACCCCAAAGAGUCCAAGACCUUCAACUGCAGGGUGGACUACGAGAAGACGGAGCGCAACAAAAAGGUGAUGCUGUGUAACUACGACCCGUCCAAGACCUGCGCUCAGGAGCAGACGCAGAGCCACGUCACCUGGAUGUGCUCCAAGCCCUUCCAGGUCAUCUGCAUCUACGUCUCUUUCUACAGCACCGACUACAGACUGGUGCAGAAAGUGUGUCCGGACUACAGCUCCCACAACCCAGGAGCCUACCUGCCCACAGGUUAA
Molecule: messenger RNA, 890 nt
Organism: Trematomus bernacchii (emerald rockcod)
Lineage: Eukaryota; Metazoa; Chordata; Actinopteri; Perciformes; Nototheniidae
Product: neurexophilin-1-like
Exons: 2
Coding region: 117-890 (257 amino acids)
Molecular function (GO): signaling receptor binding
Source: RefSeq, a predicted model, not a curated record